Messenger RNA from Loa loa (African eye worm), 1699 nucleotides. RefSeq names its product major facilitator superfamily transporter. Gene Ontology annotation, molecular function: transmembrane transporter activity. Gene Ontology annotation, biological process: transmembrane transport. Lineage: Eukaryota; Metazoa; Nematoda; Chromadorea; Rhabditida; Onchocercidae. The coding region runs from base 106 to 1539 and encodes 477 amino acids. The record is from RefSeq and is a predicted model, not a curated record. The transcript has 12 exons.
UUUCAGGUUAAGAUUUUAAAAGCUGUGCAGUUCUAAUAGCAGAGGUUCAAAUACACCCAAUUAAAAUUGUAAUUUUCUCGAAUUACGCAGUUGUGGUUUGAGCAAAUGCAUGGACCUAUUUCAAAAGACCCAGUAGCGGUGUAUCUUCUGAAGUUUAGCCCAUUAGCACGUUUGACGAUUGUAAUUUGUGGAGCUGUGUUGAUACAUCUGUCUCUAGGAACAUAUCAUACUUUCGGAAAUAUGCUACCAUAUAUGGCAUCAUAUAUGCGUAAUAAUACAGAUCCGACAAUUACUCCCGAAAUGUUGGUUUGGAUACCUACUUUUCAGGGUUGUUUUCCUUUCGCGAUGGUCAUUGGCGGUUUCAUGGAUGCUAAAUUUGGCUUGAGGCUUUCCGCAUCUUUAGGAUGUGCUACUAUGACUGCUGGUGUUUUUUUAUCUUACUGGACGAUUAGGCGAUCAUUUAUAACAUUUCUGAUGACGUAUGGAAUAAUGUUUGGAUUUGGACAAGGAAUAGCUUAUGUUCUUACCGUUUCAUGUGUCAUAAAUUGGGCUCCAAAACAUGUUGGAUUUGUAUGUGGUAUUGUAGCAGCUGGUUUCGGUAUCAGUUCAUCUAUAUUCACUCCACUUCAAACUAUCUAUCUUAAUCCCUUGAACCGUAAACCGACUGUUUUUGCUUAUUUCACAGACAGAGACGUCGUUGCUCGAGUACCAUCAAUAUUUUAUACUUUUGCAAUCGUCUAUGGAAUUAUGCAGGCUCUUGGUCUGAUAGUUAUUUGUGAUCCCAUUGAUGUGGAUGAACAAUCGGAAGCACUCCAAAUACAGAUUUCAGCGUCAAUAUGGAAUUGCUUUAAUGUUUUUGAAAGUAAAUUUACUUCGCUUUCUGGUAAUAUGAAGCAAUACGCUUAUUCAAUAUUACGGACGUUCAGUCAGGAAUCCAUAAGGGAAUCGCUGGAUGAAGAAACGGUCAAUUUAUCCCAUGAACAGAUAUCAUUGAGUCCAUUACAAAUGUUGCAAAGUUCAACCUUUUAUUGGCUGUUUUGUGCUCUCUUCUGUUGCUCAUUUUAUGGAAAUAUGUUCUACAAUCUCUAUAAGGCAUUUGGGGAAACAUUCAUUGAUGAUGAUAUAUUUCUUGCUUAUGCAUAUAGUAUAGCUUCAAUAUGUAAUGCUUUGGCUCGUAUAGGAUGGGGUAUUCUUGCCGAUCGUACCAGUUUUCAGGUAUCCUUAUCCAUUGCUACUUUUCUGGCUACUAUGUUACUGCUAACAAUGCCACUUACUCCAGCUGGUGGAAAAUGGAUCUACUUUAUCUGGAUGGUUCUCAUGUUUAUAUGUCUAGCGGCUACUCAUGCUCUUUUUAUAACAGCAUCCGUUAAGUGCUUCGGAUCCAGUCACAAAUCGACCAAUUAUGGAUGUUUAAUUCUUUCUACGACACUGGGUGCAAUACUAUUAGCAGUCGGUUGUGAAUAUGUUUUAACAGUUGUUGGAUAUACGUUCUCCUUCCUUGUAACAGCUGUUUUGGCUUUCAUCGGUACAGUUUGUUAAUUUCGUCAUAAAUUUAUACUCCAAAAUACCUUUUGAACGGUGAGAAAGAGUUUUGGAGUAUGCUUGGUUUGAUAAAUAAAGUUUCACUGAAAAUGAGGUGCCGUGCGGUUGCGUAAACGAUCUUCUUAUGACGCCUAAAUAAUAUUCUAGUGAGGCAAAG